Colletotrichum godetiae is the source of this 468-nucleotide messenger RNA. RefSeq lists its product as uncharacterized. Lineage: Eukaryota; Fungi; Ascomycota; Sordariomycetes; Glomerellales; Glomerellaceae. The transcript has a single exon. The record is from RefSeq and is a predicted model, not a curated record. The coding region runs from base 1 to 468 and encodes 155 amino acids.
AUGAUGAUGAUGAUGAUGAUGAUGUCUCCAGUCUGGUUGGCCACGCGCCCGGUCAGAAUAUGUCAAUUACCGUCGUGUAGCGUACUCGUGGCACAGCUUGACCUAAACGCGCUUUGGUUUGUUGCUGACUCGAGAGAAGCUCCUGGAAAUAGGAGACACACGCACACACACACACGAUCGCACCUCAAAGGCACGUCCGUGGAAAUAAGGGGUGGCAGUGAAGAAUGCACCUCGUCGUCCAGGCCACUUGCGUUUGCCUGCAGUCGCCCUGUGCAAGUAGCAACUCGAUUCCCAACGUUGGGCACUGGCGCGCUGGACCCCUUUGAUUGCUUUUUUGAUUGUUCGAGUCACCGUCACCGGGCAGUGACACACACUUUCUUUCCUCUCUUUCGGCCCAGGUUGAUUCUGAUCGAUGUACCAAUUUCAACCUUCCACAUUGGUCCUUCGCCAGGGGUGGAAUGGGAAUGA